GUGGGCGGUGAACAGGGCGGAGUCUCAGGGGAAAGGAAACCGAGCCGCUGGACACCUAGGUCCACACGCAGGUCCCCAGAGAUGUCUCUGCCACCGCUGCUGCUCCUGCUGCUGUCACCGCUGUUGAUCUUGGAGCCCGCCAGGGCCACGCUUAUCAGGAUUCCACUUCGCAGAGUCUACACUGGACUCAGAACCCUGAACCCACUGAGGGGAUGGGAGAAGCCAGCAGAGCCCCCCAGUUUGGGGGCCCCAUCGCCUGGGGACAAGGCCUUCUUUGUGCCUCUCUCCAACUACAUGAACGCCCAGUAUUAUGGGCAAAUUGGGCUGGGAACGCCCCCACAGAACUUUUCUGUCGUCUUUGACACUGGCUCGUCCAAUCUCUGGGUCCCGUCCGUGAGAUGCCACUUCUUCAGUCUGCCCUGCUGGUUCCACCACCGUUUCAACUCCAAAGCCUCCAGCUCCUUCCGGCCCAAUGGGACCAAGUUUGCCAUUCAGUACGGAACUGGGCGCCUAGACGGCAUCCUGAGUGAGGACAAGCUGACGAUUGGAGGACUCAGAGGUGCAUCCGUGAUUUUUGGGGAGGCUCUGUGGGAGCCCAGCCUGGUCUUCACUUUUGCCCACUUCGAUGGGGUAUUGGGCCUCGGUUUUCCUGUUCUGGCCGUAGGAGGAGUUCGGCCCCCACUGGAUAUACUGGUGGACCAGGGGCUACUGGAUAAGCCUGUCUUCUCCUUCUAUCUCAACAGGGACCCUGAGGCAGCUGAUGGAGGAGAGCUGGUCCUGGGUGGCUCAGACCCAGCUCACUACAUCCCACCCCUCACCUUUGUGCCGGUCACGAUCCCUGCCUACUGGCAGAUCCACAUGGAGAGUGUGAAGGUGGGCACAGGGCUGACUCUUUGUGCCCAGGGCUGUGCUGCCAUUCUGGACACAGGCACAUCUCUCAUCACGGGACCCACCGAGGAGAUCCGGACUCUGAAUAAAGCCAUUGGGGGAGUACCCCUGCUGAUGGGGGAGUACCUCAUCCAGUGCUCGAAAAUUCCAACGCUCCCCCAGGUCUCCUUCCGCCUUGGGGGUGUCUGGUUUAACCUUACGGCUCAGGACUACGUCAUUCAGAUUGCUCGGGGUGGCGUCCGCCUCUGCUUGUCCGGCUUCAAGGCUCUGGACAUGCCUCCGCCUACAGGGCCCCUCUGGAUUCUCGGCGAUGUCUUCUUGGGCAGCUACGUGGCCGUCUUCGACCGUGGCGACGGAAAAAGCCGCGCCCGAGUGGGGCUGGCGCGCGCUCGUGUCCGUGGGGUCGAACCGUGAAGCAGUGGGCUCGCGCAGGCGCAGUUCUCGGUUGAAGCCUGUUAUGCGCAUGCGUACCGGGUUGUGGCCGAGGCCCCACUGCUCAGUAAAAAUCCACUAUUUCCAUGGAACCUA
Molecule: messenger RNA, 1416 nt
Organism: Vicugna pacos (alpaca)
Lineage: Eukaryota; Metazoa; Chordata; Mammalia; Artiodactyla; Camelidae
Gene: NAPSA
Product: napsin A aspartic peptidase
Biological process (GO): proteolysis
Cellular component (GO): lysosome
Molecular function (GO): aspartic-type endopeptidase activity
Source: RefSeq, a predicted model, not a curated record